AUGUGCCUCUUUGCCUACUCUCCUGCUUGGGUCCGGCAGGAAGAGAAUAUGUAUCUGACCACGCCUCCUGAAGUGGCUGUGAAGCUGCCUCCGGUCGUGCAGGAGCUCAUCGGAUAUUCUCUCCAUGGGCAGGUGCUUGGAAUGGUUGACGUGAACGGCGACAUGGGUGACCCCCAGGAGAAGUUCCACAGCACCAACGCUACGCUUCCGGUCCUGAGCCGCCGCGAGAUGCAGUGCUCCGACACGCGCAAGGCCUUUGCCGCUUCUUUGCGGUCGGCCUGCGAGCACAGCGGCUUCCUGUACCUGGUGGACCAUGGCCUGGACAAAGAGUUGGAGACGGCUCAGCGUGCCCUGCGCAGAUUCUUUGAGCAGCCGCACGAGGUCAAGGCCAAGCUCGGCACGGCAGCGAGCCGUGUUUUCCCGCAGCAUUCACGCGGCUACGUGGCCAACGAGACCUUAGACCCUUCACGCCAGGGCCAGCUAGACUUGAAGGAGAGUUUGGAGGUUGGUUUGGAGCGACCUGAGGAAUCCGAUCCCAGGGCGCGGCCGUUCCGCGGCCCGAACAACUGGCCUUCCGAAGUCCCGGAAUUGGAGCAGGACUUCAUGGCCGCCGUGCAUGCCCUGCAUGAGCUCUCCAUGGAGCUCUUAGGGGCCCUGGAGGAGUGCCUGGAGGUGGAGCCAGGAAGUCUUGCCAAGUUGUGCGAUGAUCCGAUGGUGUUGUGCCGUGGCCUUCACUACUAUACGCCGCUGGGGGCAGAGGCGCGCAGGACAUGGGGAUAA
Symbiodinium natans is the source of this 780-nucleotide messenger RNA. NCBI's taxonomy places the organism in Eukaryota, Dinophyceae, Suessiales, Symbiodiniaceae. The record is from the annotation of a GenBank genome assembly.